Trichogramma pretiosum is the source of this 551-nucleotide messenger RNA. Its product is annotated as 5'-AMP-activated protein kinase subunit beta-1-like. The transcript has 3 exons. The record is from RefSeq and is a predicted model, not a curated record. The coding region runs from base 116 to 490 and encodes 124 amino acids. Lineage: Eukaryota; Metazoa; Arthropoda; Insecta; Hymenoptera; Trichogrammatidae. Gene Ontology annotation, molecular function: protein binding.
UCAGUCGUCAACUUGAUUGAAACUAUGAACGUGAAAUUUUAAAACUUUGAAUCAAUCGAAACCAGGAACAUUGGGCAUUUUGUUAGAUCUUACAUUCUAUGAGAGAAGUUAAAAGAUGGGCAAUGCAUUCGGCGUCAUAAAUUUAAGAAAGAUGAAGAUGAACGAUUCAAGCAAACCUAGCACUCCGAAGCGAAAAAUCAAGAAAGCUAAAUACGGUCAAAAAAUACCUUGGAGAUUUCCUUCAGCUCUACCACCAAAUUUACCUCCUAUUUUACUUGAAAAUAUCCUUAUGAAAGAUACAGCUCCAUCGUGCGAACCAACUCUUUUACAUGAACCAAAUAACGGAAUGAUAAAUCAUCUUUAUAAAACUGAAGAAAUUGAUGGAGUCAUAAUGAUUGCUAAGACGCAUCGUUUUCGUAAAAAAUGUGUUACAACCAUACUCUGCAAAUCUGCUCCAAAGAAAACUACACGAAAUCGUAACUACUUUUGACGAAAAUUGUAAAAUUAUGACAAUACAAUGAAAAAAUAUUAAUAUAUUGUAAUAAUAACAA